This is a messenger RNA of Drosophila hydei, 1790 nucleotides long. RefSeq names its product probable cytochrome P450 6d2 (gene Cyp6d2). Gene Ontology annotation, molecular function: monooxygenase activity; iron ion binding; oxidoreductase activity, acting on paired donors, with incorporation or reduction of molecular oxygen. The transcript is spliced from 4 exons. The record is from RefSeq and is a predicted model, not a curated record. The coding region runs from base 52 to 1596 and encodes 514 amino acids. NCBI's taxonomy places the organism in Eukaryota, Metazoa, Arthropoda, Insecta, Diptera, Drosophilidae.
CGUUUAGUUUGCCUGCAGACCUCGUCAGGGUAGUUUGGAAGCGGCUUCGUUAUGUAUUUACUUCUGUUGCUGACUAUAUUGCUGGUUCUGCUGGUGCAAUAUGUAAGACGCAUUUACACUUAUUGGCAGCGUGAGGGCGUGGACGAGGAGCCAGCUACAUUUCCGUUUGGUGUUAUGAUCAAAAUGCUGAAAAAAGAACGUGGCUUUGGCUUGAUCGUAAGCGAUAUCUACGAACGUCACACUUCCAAGAUUGUGGGACUCUAUGUCAUGCACAAGCCCGUUCUGCUGAUCCGCGACCCUCAGCUGGCUAGGCAGAUCAUGACCACCGAUUUUGCCAGCUUUCAUGAUCGUGGCAUGUACGUGGAUGAGCAACACGAUCCUCUGUCGGCCAAUCUCUUCAAUUUGCAAGGCGCCUCGUGGCGCAACUUGCGCCAGAAGCUGGCGCCCUCCUUCUCCUCGGGCAAGAUCAAGGGUAUGUUUGGCACGAUCGACGACGUGGGCGAUCGACUGGUGCAGCACUUACAGGGUAUAGUGGAGCAGGCUCCAAACGAAUUGAUAGAAAUGAAGGCCAUACUUACAACCUAUGCCGUGGACAUUAUCGGUUCGGUGAUCUUUGGACUGGACAUCGAUAGCUUUACCAAUCCCAAGAAUGAGUUUCGCGCUCUCAGCAACUCGCUUCUGUCAGAACUGGGACUUGUGCUGAGGAUACACAACAUGGCCACAAUAAUGUUUCCGCCAUUAGCCAAGCUCAUGAAUCGCAUGGGCUUUGAGAACGAAGUUUUGGCCAACCUGCGCGAUAUUAUGAAGCACACGAUCGAGUUCCGCGAGAAGAACAAUGUCGUGCGCAAGGAUCUGCUGCAGCUGCUCAUACGAUUGCGCAACACGGGCAAGAUCGGCGAUGACGACGACGAGGUGUGGAACAUUGAAACCGCUCGGGAGGAGCUAAAAGCCAUGUCCAUUGAGAAGAUUGCCGCCCAAGGGUUUCUCUUUUACAUAGCCGGUUCGGAGACGACGGCGGCCACGUCAGCCUUUACGCUGUACGAGCUGGCCAUGUAUCCGGAGCUGUUGAAGGAGGCACGCGAUGAAUUGGAUGUGGUUAUGGAGCGCCAUCAGCUGAAGAGAGUAGAUAAGUUCACCUAUGAGGCGGUGCAGGAUCUGAAAUUCCUGGACUCAUGUAUUAUGGAAAGUAUACGCAAAUAUCCGGGUCUGCCCUUCCUCAACCGGGAGUGCACACAGGAUUUUUUGGUACCGGGUUCCAACUACACUAUAAAGCAGGGCACGGGCAUAUUGAUCUCGCUCUUUGGCCUGCAUCGCGAUGCCAGCUACUUUCCCAAUCCCGAGGACUAUGAUCCACAUCGCUUCGAUGCCGAUAAUAUGAACUACGACCAAACUGCAUUUAUGCCCUUCGGCGAGGGUCCCAGGCACUGCAUAGCUCUGCGCAUGGGCAAGGUUAAUGCCAAAGUAGCUGUGGCCAAGAUCUUGGCCAAUUUCGAUUUAGUCCACGCGCCGCGCAAGGAGGUCAAGUUUCGCUUCGAUCCGGCGCCGGUUUUACUGCCAGAAGGCGGUCUUCAUGUGCGCCUAACCAAACGUGCCUGAUUUUAAAUUACAUCUUAUAUGCGUUAAAUCAUGAAACAUAUAUAUAUAGCUCUCUGAUCGGAACAUUCACUGACAGACUGCUGAUUGCCUGAUGAUUGAUGCACAGCUCGUUCCUCCAUUCGAGCCAUUGGCUUUAAUAUGUAUAUUUAUAUGUUUCUAUGUGUGCGUAUAAGCGUGUAUAUAUGUAUGUUUGU